AUGCCGCGCGAGACGAGCGGUCCCAACAACGCGACCGUCGACAAUGUCGACUCCGGCCGCGCGUCGGACAAGAUCGUCCUCGUGACGGGCAUCAACGGCUACAUCGCCACGCACAUCGGGCUCCAACUGCUCGAGAAGGGCUACAGAGUCCGGGGCACGUCGCGGUCGGCGAGCGCGGGAGACCAUCUCGUCGCGGGCGCCUUCCGGGGUUACGACGCCGGGCGGUACGAACACCACGUGGUCCCGGACAUGACGGCGCCGGGGGCGUUCGACGACGCGGUCCGCGGCGUGCACGCCAUCAUCCACACCGCCUCGCCCGUCGACUUCACGCUGCGGAGCGUCGACGCCUUCUUCGGCCCGGCCGUCGGCGGCAACCUGUCGAUCCUGGAGUCGGCGCGCACGGCGGCGGGCCCACAACUGACGUGCUUCGUGGUGACGUCGUCGAUCGCCGCUAUCGUCGACCGCUGGCGCCUUCCCCCUACGCACGCGUACACCGAGUCCGACUGGAACGAGUCCGGCGAGGCCGUGGCGCGCGCCGACUUCUCUGCCCCCGUGGCGUACGGGGCCAGCAAGGCCGCGGCCGAGCGCGCGCUGUGGGACUGGCGCGCCGCCAACCGUCCCCGGUUCGCCGUCGCGGCCAUCAACCCGGCCGUCGUCACGGGCCCGCCCGUCUCGUGGCCCCAGCACCCCGAGGCCCUCAACACCACGUUACUCCCCAUCUGGCGCAUCUACAGCGGCACCACUCCCGAGGGUACUAUCCCCCCGCCGAUCGGCGGCGCCGGCUACAUCGACGUGCGCGACGUGGCCCGCAUGCACGUCUGGGCCGCCGAGCACCCGGCCGAGAGCGACGGCCAGAGGUACAUCCUGUCCAACGGCAAGGCGCCGCCCCAGGCGGCCGCGGACCUGUUGCGCGAGGCCUUCCCGGACAGGGACAUCGUCGUCGGCGAGCCCGGCAAGGGCUACAGGUCGGAUUACUGGUUCCCCGAGGACGAGGCCAGCACCGUCGCCACAAAGGCGUACCGGGCCUUGGGCGUCGAGCGCUUCAUCCCCUACGACCGGAGCAUUCUUGACACGGUCGCCGCGUUCGAGAAGCAGUGGCCGGGGCUGGCGCAGAAUUUCAAGCACAAGAAUUAG
Molecule: messenger RNA, 1134 nt
Organism: Cladophialophora carrionii CBS 160.54
Lineage: Eukaryota; Fungi; Ascomycota; Eurotiomycetes; Chaetothyriales; Herpotrichiellaceae
Exons: 1
Coding region: 1-1134 (377 amino acids)
Molecular function (GO): oxidoreductase activity, acting on the CH-OH group of donors, NAD or NADP as acceptor
Source: RefSeq, a predicted model, not a curated record